Neurospora hispaniola is the source of this 609-nucleotide messenger RNA. RefSeq lists its product as uncharacterized. Lineage: Eukaryota; Fungi; Ascomycota; Sordariomycetes; Sordariales; Sordariaceae. The coding region runs from base 1 to 609 and encodes 202 amino acids. The transcript has 3 exons. The record is from RefSeq and is a predicted model, not a curated record.
AUGGCACAAGAAAAUGAGCGGCUUCUUCAUCUUUCCUCCUCUUGUGAAAGUCGUGUUGGGUCCCUCCCCUCCGUGGUCGAGAACCUCUCCACAUUGCGUGAGUAUACUGCCCGUCGCUCUCAAUAUUCACUGCACUGCAAUGGAAUUGUUAUGUGCAGCGACCUCGACUUGAAGUCAGCCACAAACCUGACAUCAACUAUUCCCCAUCGCUUUGAGGACACCGGACGCUACCACGUAAAGAAGUGCCUCUCUUAUCUGCCAAGUCAUCCUGGAGACAUAAUUGUCCACACUGGCACAGUCCGGUACUCCGAGGGCGGCCGCAUCCUUGCCUGUGGAAUUCCACUUUGCGCGGGAGCGGCUCUCCGAGGACAUGCCAGAGCAUCAGUUUCCGGUACCGCAAUGGAGGUUGCCGAGCCGUUGGCCAUGUUUGACAUCUUUGCAGUUGUGUUUAUCGCAAUCCCACGCACUUUUGCUAUUUUUGAAACACUUGGAGGAUCACCCACAAUAUUUGCCCUGAUUGUCAUUCCGGGAUAUCACUUGGCUCUUGUCUCAGCUUCCAGUCAGUCGUACCCGGUCAUCGACGAGUCCAUCACGAACCGAUAUUUCUGA